AUGCUUAUCGAUGGCGAGAAGUGGGCUUGUGAAGCUUGCGUCCGAGGUCACCGUGUCAGCAGCUGUCACCAUAGUGACCGCCCCCUGACCCAUAUUAAUAAAAAAGGCCGCCCAGUCUCCCAAUGCCCUCACUGUCGCGGCCUACGCAAGUCACGGACAACCCACACAAAGUGCGAGUGUGGUGACAAGAAGAAGAAUAGCCACAAGAAUGAUCUAGAUCCCAACGCUGCUGAUAAGCGGGAUCUGAAGCAGGACUCCCGUCCGAGAUGUGGCUGCACUCAUGGACAGCGCUGUACCUGUGCGCUGAAGAAGGAACCCCAUCUGGAUCCCGUACCGGAAACUGGCCUCCCCCCGCCCCCGACUGCCCUCCUGUCCGAUCAAGCCAAAAAACCCCAGCUGACGUCGACAACGUCGGAAGGCGCACUGACCAUUUUCCGGGACGGCCACCACAAACCCGCUCACAAACACAAUGACAUGGCUCACAAGUGUGGUCUGCCCUACACGAUCCCUCGAUCUCAUACCGUCCAUGGUACGUCUGACGUGGCCCGCCGGUCGAUGGAUCAUCUCCCUUACAUGGGCGAAUCGCUGGCAAACCAACCACUUCCCGAACCGCCACGUACCUUUGGGCUUCACCGUCGUGUCAAGUCCGAACAUGGGUCUCCGGAGAAUGUUCCCGUUGCUCCUGCGGGAGAUGUUCCAACCUCUGUCCCCCCACUCGACCUCUCGCCCCUGUUCUCUCAAUCCCAGCCGAUGGAGGAGCCGACCGGCGCUGGCGUUCCCGAACCGAUUUCCCUGUCCAUGGGAAAGACAGCGCUUGCGCAGAUUGUAACCAGCGUCCCCCCUCUCGAUGUCUCCUCAUUUUCUUCCUUUGCUACAAUGAACACGUCGCCUGUCCAUGGCAUGCCGUACCCAGAUACGUACAACGAGUCUUACUUCACGUCCCCGGAUAAUGAUAUGCCUCUGGGCUCCGCCGGUUUCAGCGCUCCCCCUGUGGAUUGGUCAAGCUUUCCUCUUUACUCGGACCUCGCUCCUACCAGCACACAACCUCCUUCUUAUGCAAGCUUUGACUACAACUCCAUGGGGCCUGGAUUCCCAGCGCCGUCGUCGUCGGGGGACAUCUCGGAAGUGGAAGACUUCGCACCUCUCCCCAAUAUGGGAACCACGGGCAACGAUCUGCACGACAUGCAUAGUGUGAGCGAGGGAUCCGAUAUCGACCAUUACCGGGUCAGCUCGGCGUCCUCGUUUAUCGGGCUUCCUCAAGCGCAGCUACUAUCCUCGAACAAUCUGGAGUCCAUCAACAUUGACGAUUUCCUUAAAUCUGCUAAUGAAUCUACGGCCGUUCUCGAGCAUCAGUUGCAGGUUAGCAUGGGGAUGGAGUCCAAACCUCUGCCAUCCCAAGAUGCCUAUGCCAUGCCUGAUCCGCAAGUCUUCAAAGCCAUGACCAGCCCCAGCACGAGCCUGUCAAUAACCACGUCUGCGACGGAUCCCAUUUGGCCUACGACGCUGUUUGAUCCCAACACCGCGCCAUUGGACGAUACCAACACCUUCUUCGCACCUCCAUGGGUACAAUAG
Aspergillus ochraceoroseus IBT 24754 is the source of this 1572-nucleotide messenger RNA. Its product is annotated as copper fist DNA-binding domain-containing protein. The coding region runs from base 1 to 1572 and encodes 523 amino acids. Lineage: Eukaryota; Fungi; Ascomycota; Eurotiomycetes; Eurotiales; Aspergillaceae. Gene Ontology annotation, molecular function: RNA polymerase II cis-regulatory region sequence-specific DNA binding; DNA-binding transcription factor activity, RNA polymerase II-specific; copper ion binding. Gene Ontology annotation, cellular component: nucleus. The record is from RefSeq and is a predicted model, not a curated record. Gene Ontology annotation, biological process: intracellular iron ion homeostasis; positive regulation of transcription by RNA polymerase II; intracellular copper ion homeostasis. The transcript is spliced from 3 exons.